Molecule: messenger RNA, 3505 nt
Organism: Electrophorus electricus (electric eel)
Lineage: Eukaryota; Metazoa; Chordata; Actinopteri; Gymnotiformes; Gymnotidae
Gene: galnt9
Product: polypeptide N-acetylgalactosaminyltransferase 9
Biological process (GO): protein O-linked glycosylation
Cellular component (GO): Golgi apparatus
Molecular function (GO): polypeptide N-acetylgalactosaminyltransferase activity
Source: RefSeq, a predicted model, not a curated record
GGAUGUGGAGAGCACGCGGGAGCGUGAGGGACUAAGAGACUGGCUCACCGUGCAGUGUACUACCGACACGGGCUUUGUCUGACAGCACCCGAGGAAACCUUCUCCCGUCGACAAGCUGCGCGAACAUUUUCGCGAUUUCCCAGGUUCGAGGGAGCGCGCGCGUUGUGACAUCUCGCUCGGCAGAAUCGUUUCUAAGCCGCGCGGGGGAUGCUGCGCGCGGUAGACCCGCGCCUGCCAUGGACCGACAGCAGCAGCGCCUGUUGGAGCCCUGUCCUGUCCUCUGUCCUGUCCUGUCCUCCGUCCUGUGUCCUCUGAAGCGCAGUGUCGUCUCUGCCCUUGGUUGCGAAGGUCCGCUCGUGUCGAAGGCGGGCUAGCACGAGAUCUCGUCUACAGCGUAGAGGCAGCGCUUGCACGCGAUAAUGAGGCUCAUCAAAAGCUGAGGCGCCACGAGAUGUUCGUGAUCUCUGCUCGAGACCAGCGAAAAAUCCGUCUGCAGCCCGACACAACGCAGCAGGUGUACGCGAGCGCAGGGUCCGCGCGCGCUUAGCCUCCCCGGCUCGUGGUGCUGAAAGGAUAGCGCUCCGAGGAGGCACGCGGAGGGCAUCCGUGCUCAAGGCUUUGUCCUUCCACAAGAGCCUCUAAAUGCAAUAACAUUUCUAGAGUUUGCACCGUGCGUCCGCCGCCUGCCUGGCUUUGAUGGCUGUGCCACGCAAAAUCAAAACUUUGCUGACAGUUAACAUCGUGGUGUUCGUCGGGAUCAUCCUAUUCUCGGUGUACUGCAGGAUCCAGGACCGCUCUGAGGAGCUCCUGCGCGGCGGGCGACCAGCAGACCCGAGACUCCGGAGUAGGAGCGGGAAAGCGGCCAGCUUGGAUAGACAGUCCAUUCUGCAGAGACUGGAGAGGCUGGAGGAUGUGGUGUACAACCAGUUAAACGGUCUAGCCAAGCCCAUGGGUCUGGUGGAGGGUCCAGGGGGUCUGGGCCAGGGUGGAGCUGCUGCCACUCUGGGGGAGGACAGUCAGGAGGGCAGAUAUGAGGAGUAUGGCUACAACGCCCAGCUCAGUGACCGCAUCUCUCUGGACAGGAACAUCCCAGACUACAGGCCCAAGAAGUGUAAACAGAUGACGUACCGUGAUGACCUGCCACAGAUCGCUGUGGUCUUCAUCUUCGUGAACGAAGCCCUGUCCGUCAUUCUGCGCUCUGUCCACAGUGUGGUCAACCACACCCCCGCUCACCUGCUCAAAGAGAUCAUUCUUGUGGACGACAACAGCGAUAGCGUGGAGCUGAAGUUUAAUUUGGACCAGUAUGUGAACAAGCGUUAUCCAGGCCUGGUGAAGAUUGUGAGGAAUGCCAAGCGCGAGGGGCUCAUCCGGGCCCGGAUGCAUGGCUGGAACGCUGCUACAGCUGCUGUGGUCGGAUUCUUCGAUGCCCAUGUAGAGUUCAACACAGCAUGGGCUGAGCCCAUCUUGGCCAGAGUAAAAGAAGACCACACGCGGAUAAUCCUGCCAGCGAUUGAUAAUAUCAAGUACAACACAUUCGAGGUCCAGCAGUAUGCAAAUGCUGCUCACGGCUACAACUGGGGCCUCUGGUGUAUGUACAUCAUUCCCCCACAGGACUGGCUGGACAACGGUGAUGAGACCGCCCCCAUCAGGACUCCUGCAAUGAUUGGUUGUUCGUUUGUAGUGGACCGUGAGUACUUUGGAGAAAUUGGACUUCUCGAUCCGGGCAUGGAGGUUUACGGUGGAGAAAACAUCGAACUUGGAAUGAGGGUGUGGCAGUGUGGGGGCAGUAUGGAGGUCCUGCCCUGUGCGCGUGUAGCACAUAUCGAGCGCACAAAGAAGCCCUACAACAAUGACAUCGAUUACUACGCCAAACGCAACGCUCUUCGCGCAGCCGAAGUCUGGAUGGACGAGUUCAAAUCCCACGUAUACAUGGCCUGGAACAUCCCCAUGAACAAUCCCGGCGUGGAUUUCGGGGACGUGUCGGAGCGGGUUGCCCUUAGAAACAGGCUGAAGUGUAAAAACUUCCGCUGGUACCUAGAGCACGUGUAUCCAGAGAUGCGGAUUUACAAUGACACCAUCACCUAUGGAGAGGUGAGGAACAGCAAAGCCAGCGGAUACUGCCUGGAUCAGGGCUCCGAGGAUGAUAACAGAGCCAUACUUUACCCAUGUCACGGCAUGGCAUCUCAGCUUGCCAGGUAUUCCACAGAGGGCCUGCUUCAGUUAGGACCCCUGGGGUCGACCACAUUUCUGCCUGACACAAAAUGCCUGGUUGACAAUGGAAGGAGCCGGAAUCCUAGCCUAAAGAAAUGUGACUCUGUCUCACGACCGUCACAGAGGCUGUGGGAUUUCACGCAGAACGGGCCGAUCAUAAGCAGGGAUACGGGCAGGUGUCUGGAAGUGGAGAUGUCCAAGGAUGCCAGCUUUGGCCUGCGGCUCGUCAUGCAGCGUUGUUCUGGACAAAAGUGGAUGAUCCGGAACUGGAUCAAACACCCUAAACACUAAUCCCACCCAAACCAGGAAUAAACACGGCAGGAAGGAGAAAACGGAAAACACAAACCAGAAGCCCACAUCUCCUUGCUGUGUGAGCGACGCAGCGAGGCUGAGCAGGAUAAGGAGGAGGCGGGACUGGCGUGUGCACGUCUGCUCUCACUGUGGACUGCGUGGCCAUUCAUGGGUAGAGUCAUGGGAGCUUUCUUUGUGUUAUUACUAUUAUUAUUAUUAUUGGCAGUGUUCAGGCACGUUAAGAGACGUGCACACUGGAGAGGUGUCCCACUAAAGAGGUGUCCCACCUGGCAGGACGGCCAUGCCCAGCGCAGGUCCAGCAGACAGGAGCUUUCUCCCUUCCCAAAUGUGCUCCGUAACCCCACUCACCCCACAGAUCACUGUGGCAGACCGCAACCUCCUCGGGGUCCUGACUUAAGAUUUAAGAAUUGCUGUUGUAACCUUAUACAUCUUAAUGAAUACCAUUUUUAAUUAAGCUGAGAAUAAGCAAUGAUUGAAUGGUUGAGGGGGAAUGGACAUAUAAGCCAAGUAAAAAGUGCGGUUUAACCUUUACAGUAUCAGUAGCCAUAUGAACAACUCUUUACACGGGAUGGGUUGAUUUGUUCCGGUUAGAGUCGUCUAUCUCAUGGGUACCAAGUGCUAGUGCUGCUUUGUUCUAGUGCUAGGUGUAGUGAGUGCUAGCGUAAAACACAACAGACCCCGACUUCAUUUGGAAAUAGCUGGCCUACCGAUGUUUCAGUUUGUUUGCGUUUUUAUUUAUUUAUUUAUUUUUCAAAUUGUUUGAUUUACAGUCUCUGAUCACUUAUGCACAACCGGAUCACGUACUCAUGUGCCUUUCUCCGUGAUCAUGCUUUCCGAGUGGGAACUGUCCAUGUGGAAGCAUGUGUACAAUGACUUUAAGUUAACUGCAGUCUGAAUAUAGUGUAAAGAAGUCUUAUAAUAGUAAAAUGUUGUAAAAUACUCAAGAAAAUGCCACUCAAUUGAGGCUCGUUACACUAAUAAU